Prunus armeniaca (apricot) is the source of this 393-nucleotide messenger RNA. Lineage: Eukaryota; Viridiplantae; Streptophyta; Magnoliopsida; Rosales; Rosaceae. The record is from the annotation of a GenBank genome assembly.
AUGCCACCUUCUGUAAAGUUGAGAGAUGGUGGUCAGUGGGUGGCGUGGCUAAUGGUGGCAGAGGACAACGGAGAUGAAGGCAAAGUUGAUGGUUGUGGUGGUGGGGAUGGCAGUUGUGGAGGUGGUGGUGGUGGUGGUAGUGGCAACAUGGUGAUGGUGGUAGAUGUGAAGGUUUUGGAGGAGGUGGUGAUUGUGAUGGUGGUGGUGGUGGUGGUGGCGGCGGUGGUGGUGAAUGAGGAAGAGGUGAUGUUGGAGGUGGUGGUGGCGGAGGAUGAGGAGGAGGAGGAUGUGGUGGUUGUGGUGGUGGUGGUGGCGGUGGUUGUGGAGGUAGUAAAUGUGGUGGUGCAAGUGGUGGAGUUGGAUGUAAAAGUGGAGGUGGUGUCAUUUUUUUAA